AUGGUGCUUUCUCGAUUUUGGUUAUUAACAUUUAUUUUACAUUUAACUCAAUCAUUAUUGCUACUUAAACGUGGUUUACGUGAUCGUGAAAUUAUUGAUAAUGAAAGGAAUAAUUGUACGUUACAAUUCACUUGCAAACAACAACAUGAUAAUUAUUAUGAAUAUUUGAGUGCAUGUCGUAAAAAGGAUAGCAAUAUAUUAUAUACAAAUAAUGGUACAAAAUGUGACAAAGGUAUUCAGGUUGCAUUAGCACGAUUCCGGAAUGCUGUCAAUGAGACAGGCUGGGGUAUUUUAGAAGUGGAAACAUUUAAUGGUAUUGAUGAAAUAACUCAAGCAUUUGCUGCUGGACUUCUUGAAGGUAUUUUAACACGACAAUUGAUAACAUAUCAUUAUCGUAAUACAUUGGAAAGAAUGUGUAAUGGUAAAGAAGAAUAUUGCAACAAACUUUUUGCUUAUUUAUCCAAAAAUUUGAAUUGGAUUAAGCAUACAGUGAAAAAGAAAACAGAAAUAGACAUUUACUGGAAACAGGUGAAUUUAACAUUUGCCCAGCUAACAGGAAUAAAUCAUGGAUAUUUAAAAAAAACAUCUACCAUUUAUAAGCCAAUAAUUUCAUUUGAACUAACAUCAAUUUAUAUGAUACAGCUUGCUGGUGAUUUUAUUGAUUUGAGAAAAAUAUUUGGCAAAAAUAAAUCUGAUGCAAGUCAUUGUUCGGGUUUGAUAAAAUUAGCACCGGAUAAUGCUGACUUAUUUAUUGCUCAUGUUACCAUGUCCGGUUAUGAAAUGAUGAAUCGAAUUCUUAAAUUUUACAAAUUUGCAUUUGAGAAAGAAAAAAUACCUGGUUAUGCUACAUCUUUUUCAUCAUAUCCUGGUUCGCUAACUUCAUUAGAUGAUUUUAUUCUUGCAACCUCUGGAUUGGCAAUAAUUGAGACGACAAUUAAUAUAUUCAAUCGAUCAUUGUAUAAUGCUAUCAAACCUAAUGGACAGUUACAUUGUUGGAUUCGUAGUAUUAUUGCUACAAAACUUGCAAAUACCGCAAAACAAUGGAUGCAAAUAUUUGCACGAUAUAACUCAGGCACUUACAAUAAUCAAUGGAGUAUAGUUGAUUAUAAAUUAUUCAAACCAAACGAAGAAAUUCCAACAAAUAAUCUUUUAUGGGUUUUAGAGCAAGCACCUGGACUAGUGAUUGCUCAUGAUAUGACAUGGUUUCUAAAGAAUUACACAUAUUGGCCAAGUUAUAAUAUUCCAUAUUUUAAUACAAUCAGUGAAAUAAGUGGUUUCAAGCAAAAAGGACAAUUAUUUGAUUGGUAUAAAUGGGAAAGCUCACCACGUGCUAAAAUUUUUAAUCGUGAUCAUCAUAAAGUUAUCAAUUUGAAUAGUUUGCAAAAAUUAAUGAGAUACAAUGAUUAUAAGCGUGAAAAAUUUAGCAAAUGUAAAUGUAUUCCACCAUAUUCAGCACAAGCAAGCAUAUCAACACGUGGUGAUUUAAAUCCUUCGAAUGGUACAUAUGAAAUUAGUGAAAUGGGCCAUCGAAAUUCAGGCAGUAUUGAUUAUAAGGGAACAAACUAUCAAUUAUUCAAGAAUCUUCGAUUUAAAGCCUGGAGUGGACCAACUUAUGAUCCACUUCCUGUCUUCAGCUGGGCUACAACAGAUAUACAAGUAAACCAUUAUGGUCAACCAACGAUAUGGCAAUUCAAGGAAAUAGAAACAGAAUGGGAAACUGUCUUAUCGUAA
Molecule: messenger RNA, 1731 nt
Organism: Brugia malayi
Lineage: Eukaryota; Metazoa; Nematoda; Chromadorea; Rhabditida; Onchocercidae
Exons: 13
Coding region: 1-1731 (576 amino acids)
Biological process (GO): phospholipid catabolic process
Cellular component (GO): extracellular region
Molecular function (GO): glycerophospholipase activity
Source: RefSeq, a predicted model, not a curated record